This is a messenger RNA of Microstroma glucosiphilum, 924 nucleotides long. Its product is annotated as galactose mutarotase-like protein. NCBI's taxonomy places the organism in Eukaryota, Fungi, Basidiomycota, Exobasidiomycetes, Microstromatales, Microstromataceae. The coding region runs from base 1 to 924 and encodes 307 amino acids. The record is from RefSeq and is a predicted model, not a curated record. The transcript is spliced from 2 exons. Gene Ontology annotation, molecular function: isomerase activity; carbohydrate binding. Gene Ontology annotation, biological process: carbohydrate metabolic process.
AUGCCAUUGACCCUCGUCAAGAACGAUUCGAUUGCUCGCCUGGAGCUCCCAGGUGGCAAGGCUUCCGCGGACGUCCUCCUCUAUGGCGCUACCGUUAUCAGCUGGAAGGUCGGCUCUGCCGAGAAGCUCUUCCUUUCCAAGAAGACUCCUCUAGACGGCUCAGCCGCUAUUCGAGGCGGGAUUCCUCUCGUUUUUCCAGUCUUCGGACCGGCAUCGGAUCACGAGGACAACGAAGGGUUGGAGAAUGUUCCCAGACAUGGCGUUGCUAGGACUGCUCAAUGGCAGCUCAAGCAGAACAAGGAAGUCGAUGGCAAGAAUGCUCAAGGUCAGGAGAGUGCUACUGCCAGCUUUGCCCUGUCCUCGCAAGACCUACCGGGGAUUGACUCAAAGUACCAGUGGCCCUUCGAGCUCGUCUACGAUGUCACAUUGACUGCAAAGAAUCUCACAACCUCGCUGCACAUUACGCAUUCUUCCUCCUCGUCAGCAUCGGCACCCAUGCGAUUCCAGUGUCUGUGCCACAAUUAUCUAGCCGUGCCAUCUUCUCUCAGCUGCUCCGUAAAAGGUCUGGUGGGACAAUGCUACCUGGACAAGACCGACGGAGCAAAAGGCAAGAUGCUCUCGCCAGAAAAGGAUCCCAUUAUCCUCAAUGGACAAGCUAGCGAUGCCGUCUAUCUCGGCCCAGCGCCAGAUCUGGUCGAAUUGAGCUACGGAUCGCAAGGGGGUGGAUUGCAGCUUACGAGGUCAGAGAAUUGUCCACAGACGGUGGUGUGGAAUCCUGCAGAAGAGGGAGCAGCGGGGAUGAAGGACUUGCACGAGGGAGGAUGGAAGGAGUACAUCUGUAUCGAGCCUGGCAAAGCGAAUGGCUUCGAGGAGCUGGAAAAGGGUCAGACGUUCACAUUUGCUCAAACCCUCACAGCUGUCUGA